AUGGCCGACAAUGAACUCAGCCCCGUGCCAGGGGACAAACCCUGCUGCCCGAUCUCUAAGAAAACCCGGAUCUGUCUCGGCGUCAGUCUCCUGGUCGUGAUCCUCGCCGUGGUGGUCGCGGUCGGAGUCCUAAAGUGGGGCCAGCCGCACGAGCACUUGCGGUGGAACGGGACGGGCACCACCGACCACCUUUCCGAGAUCGUCCUGGGGCGAUGCUUCCUCUACACUCGAAUCGUCCAGCCCGAGCUGAGAGAUAAAGACUGCCAAAAGAUAUGGGAUGCAUUCAGAAAUGCAUUUAUUUCCAAGAAUCCUUGCAACAUUAGAGAAGAAGACUAUCAACCACUGAUGAAGAUGGCAAAUCAGACUAUACCUUGUAACAAGACCCUCUUAUGGAGCAAAACUAACGAGCUGGCCCAUCAGUACACACGGGUCCAGCAGGAUAUGUUCACCUUGGAGGACACGCUGCUGGGCUACAUUGCUGAUAACCUCAUGUGGUGCGGUGAUGCGAGCUCUUCUGAAAUGAACUAUCAGUCUUGCCCACACUGGAAGAAAGACUGCAGCAACAACCCUAAUUCAGUAUUCUGGAAAAUGGUUUCCCAGAGGUUUGCAGAAGCUGCCUGUGGUGUGGUCCAAGUGAUGCUCAAUGGGUCCAUCAGUAAAACCUUUAACAAAGACAGCAUUUUUGGAAGUUUGGAAAUCUUUAAGCUGCAACCAGAGAAGGUUCAUACACUACAAGCCUGGGUGAUGCAUACUAUCGAAGGAGUUGCCAGUGACUCAUGCUCCAGUUCCUCCAUAAAUGAGCUGAAAUUAAUUCUAAGCCAAAAGAAUAUUACGUUUAUCUGCCAGAAUGACUACAGGCCUGCCAGAUUUGUUCAGUGUGUGAAAAAUCCUGAGCACUUACGUUGCAGAUCUAUUAUCUGA
Cynocephalus volans (Philippine flying lemur) is the source of this 921-nucleotide messenger RNA. RefSeq names its product CD38 molecule (gene CD38). Gene Ontology annotation, biological process: positive regulation of B cell proliferation. Gene Ontology annotation, cellular component: plasma membrane. The coding region runs from base 1 to 921 and encodes 306 amino acids. The transcript has 8 exons. Lineage: Eukaryota; Metazoa; Chordata; Mammalia; Dermoptera; Cynocephalidae. Gene Ontology annotation, molecular function: NAD+ nucleosidase activity; phosphorus-oxygen lyase activity. The record is from RefSeq and is a predicted model, not a curated record.